UACCACUGUUACUGCCAUGCGUAGACAUGUCAACUCUUUUCAUUACUAUUCUGCAAUGAUCAGAAAUUCAAUUUGUUUGUAUUCUAAUAUAAUAAUUAUUAGUCAAUCUUGGAAAAUCGUAAAAUUAUGAAAGAUCGAAAUUCUAAAUUUUUUGCUUUUAAUAAAUGGUGUUAUUAUGAAUAUCAUAUUUAUUAUAAAGCAUAACCUAAUAUAUAAAAUUUGUAAACAUUGAAAAUAUACAGGUGGUUAACUUCCAUAAGAAAAUAGCCUCAAUAAGAAAAUAUUUAGAACGUUCCUUUAAAAAUGAAAAUAUCGAAAUCUACUGUAAUUCUUUUGGUCUUUGUAUUAAUGUUAUCGAUAUUUGUAGCAAAUGUUGCUGACCUGAUCAAUGUUGAUAAUCAUGUAUUAGAUGAUACCUUGCAUAACACAGACAUGAAAAAAAAAUGGUCACAACCAAAAUUUUAUGAUAUUGGAGCAUCAUUUGAUCAUUUAAUAUGGUUUUUACAGAUAUCAGAUAUACACAUAAGUAUAUUUCAAGAUCCAUUUAGAAUAACAGAAUUAAAAGAAUUUUGUAAUAUUACUGUGGGUACCAUAAAACCUUCUGUUGUGCUUGCUUCAGGUGAUCUCACAGAUGCAAAAGCCAAAGAUAAAAUGGGAUCAAAACAAAUAUUAGAAGAAUGGCAAUAUUAUAAACGUAUUUUAGAUGAUACUGAAAUUAGCAAAAGAACUCUAUGGUUAGAUGUAAGAGGAAAUCAUGAUAAUUUUAAUGUACUAACUCUUGAAUCAAAAAAUAAUUAUUAUUCAAAUUAUUCUAUUCAAGGAAAGAAGCAUCCUAGAUCAUAUAUGUAUAAUAUAAAUAUUGGUUCUAAAUUAUACACAUUUAUUGCAAUAGAUGCUUGCUUAAAACCUGGCCCACGAAGACCAUUCAAUUUUGUUGGCAUGUUAGAUGAGCAUGAAAUUAAAAGUAUACAUAGUUUAGUAAAUAAAUCCAAAAAUAGUAAUACAGAUUUUAUAAUAUGGUUUGGUCACUAUCCUACAUCCUGUAUAUUAUCACAAACUAAUAUUAGAAAUAUUAUAGGUAAACAUAAAGAAAGUAUGGUAUAUCUUUGUGGGCAUUAUCAUACUCUUGGUGGCGCAGUGCCUAAUAUGUAUACACUACAACAAGCAGGAUUUCUUGAGCUAGAGUUAGCAGAUUGGAAAGAUAAUAGAAUGUAUCGUUUGGGAGUAAUAGAUCAUGGUCAAUUUUCAUUCAUUGAUAUAAAACACAAGGAAUGGCCUGUAGUAUUAAUCACUAAUCCUAAACAUGCUUUAUAUAUGAUGCCUAGAAAAGAAAAUAUAAUGUCUGUUAUUAAAUCUACUCAUAUUAGGAUAUUGGCAUUUUCGAUAGCACUGAUAAAAAUUGUUGAAGUUCAAUUAGAUGAUAAACUUUGGUUUGAAUGUGAACAUAUUAAAGGACCACUUUAUGUUUUGAAAUGGAACACAACAAACUACAGAGAGGGAAUACAUACUAUUCGAGUAAGAGUUACAGAUAUAGAUGGAAGAGAAACAACAAUAUUUCAACCAUUUGCUCUUGAUGGAUCACGUUUAUCGUUUCGUAUUUUACCUAGACUUAUACUUAUGUCUAAUGUCAGUAAUAUCUUUCAAUUCUUAUUUGGAACAGUAUUGGUUUUAUUAGUAAUUCCAUUAUGUAUACUUCGUUUUCUUCAUAUAUUAUGUGAAAGAAAGCAAAUACAUCGACCAAGAUUCAGAAUAAAAUUUUUUCAUUCGUGGCUUAGAAAAUUGUGGAUAUUAUCAACUGUUGAUCGUCUGUUUUUUCCAUUAGUAUUAUAUGCAUUGUAUUUAACAGUUGGUCCAUGGGCAGUUGGUGAAGUAAUAGAAAAUCAAACAGGUAUAAUUUUUGCUUGGGGAACAUUUAUUGGAAAUUCUUUUUUGCCUGGUGCUUUUACUUAUGCUUAUGGAUUUUUCCAAUUAUUUUCUUUCCAUCUACCACUAAUGCUAAUUCUAGCUAAUAGAGUAGAUAAACGGCUACAAAAUACUACUAAGCCAAAUAAUAAACCAUUGUCUAAAAUUUGUUUUAUUUUACAAUAUUUACCAAUAAUAUUAUUAAUUAUUAUGCAAACAUGUAUGGCUUAUUUCUUCUGGCUAGCAUAUGGAACAUUAGCUACUAUAUUAUGUCCCUUACGCACAUGGAGUAUUUUUUUAGCAAUGAUGUUAUGGCAUCAAGUAAAUACUAUGCCACAUUCAUGUCUAAGGUCUGCUGCAAAAAUAUGGUCUCCCCUUGGUUAGUUUAUAGAAGGUACAAUAAUUUACUAUGAUAAUGUAGUAAAUUAUUAUUUAUUUUAUAUAAUUCAAAUAUUUUCAUAUUCUUAUGUACGUAUAAAUUUACGAAAAAAAAUAUAUAUAUAUUUUUUUUCAUUAAUUUCUUAGAUAAUAAAUAUAUGUAUAUUUAAAUAAUAUACAUAAAUAUAAUUUUUAUUUUUUAUCUAAUAAAUUCAAAGUUUUAAAUUUAUUAUGAAUGAAGAUUAAUAUAAAUUUAAAUUAGUAUAAAAAAAUAAAAAUUAUCUUAUUUAUUUAAAGUAAAAAGUUAAAAUAAUCGCGAUUAUUAUUUAUAAUUGUACAUUGUAUUCAAUAAGUUCCUUUUGAAUGCCAGAAUUUAUUAAUUGAGUUAAAACAAAGACUGUUAAUAUAUUUAUUAUAUGUUUAAUAAUAUAUGUUAUUUAAUUUUAAUAAUUUAUGCUUCAACAUUGUUUUUAAAUUUAUAACUUAAAAAAAUUUCUCUUUCUUUUACAAUUUUUUAUCUGUAACAAUAAUUGUGCUUCCACAUUGUAUUUUAAUGUUACAGAAAUAUUGUAAAAUAUCAGGGAUUGAAUGAAACUGUCACUUUUUGUAAAUAAAAGUUACUUGUUAAAUUUUUAAUUUUUAAAUUAUUUCUUUUCUGUUUUUAAUUAAUUUUAUAUAUCAAUACAUUUAUACAAUUACAAAUGCUCAGUUUUAAUAAAUAUUUUGUAUUAGAUUAAUAAAAAUUCUGAGGAUUAUAUAUUUUUUAAUAAAUAUUUUCAAAUAUAUAAAAGUUAAAAUUAUUUUCUUAAUUGAGAUUAUUUAAAAAAAUUGAAAUUAGAAUAAAUAUAGAAAAAAAGCAAGUUAUUUUUAUAUAAAUAUUUCAUUUUUUUAAUAAUAAGAAAACAACAGAAAGUAUUAAAGUAUUGAAAGUAUUAUAACAGAAAAUUUAAUUUUUAUAAAGAAUUAAUUUUUUAUCAAAUAAUUUUAUUUAAUUGGAAUUCCGAAAAAAUAAAGUUUUCUAUUGGAAAAAUUUAUGGAAUAAAAGAUUCAAUAAUUACGUUCUUUAGUUAUUUUGAGACAGAAAAGAUAAUAAUCAAAAAAUUACUAAUAUUUUAGAACUAAUUGAAAAUUUUCACAGUUUCAUUUAAUUCUUAGUAGAAAUAAUAUAUCAUAGAAUAUAUUACAUAAGAAUUAUGUUAUUAAAACAAAAUAAAAAGAAAAUUUAAUUAUCUAUUUUAUGCCAUAUAUUAUAUUUCAGAUAAUGAAUUAAAAUUUAUCUAUAGAAAUAAGAAGAAAAAAAUGCAAUAAAAUAUAUGACAUUUUAUAUGUAAAACAGUAAAGCAAAAUAUUUCCUAUAUUGUUUUAAGAACAAAAUUUUUAUUCAAAUCUAAUAAUCUCUUACAAAUAUUUUUAUUUUAAAUUUUAAUUUGCAUAUAUAUAUAUACACAUAUUCAUGUAUGUGUAUACAUAUAUUUAUAUAUGAAUUUCAUAUGAUCCAGCUAAAUUUUAUUUUUUGUGAUAAAAAAAUAUAAUUUUAUUUAUUGGAAUUGAAAAAUCUAUAAGUAAAAUUCUAUUGUUUUCAAUUUGUAAACAAUAAUUUCUAAUUUAAUAAUUAAAAUAAUUAUGUAAAUUAUCUUUUAAUAUUUUUACAUUUUAUUUAUAUAUAGUCUUGUAGAUAAUAUUUUAUUUUGAAUAAUUAAUAUCUAUUGGCAUAAAAAAUUAAUAAUAUCUUUUUUAAUACAAAAAUAUAAAUCAGUAUUUCUUUAAUAAAAUAAAUAUUAUAAUUUUUUUGUUCUAUAUUCUAUAUUUUUCUACAAACUAUUUAAUUGUUAUUGUUCUCAAACAUGAUCUCAGAACUGUAAAUAUGAUCUCUGUAAACCAAUGAUUCCCAAUUAUUAAUAAUUAGUUUUUUCUCUUUUAAAUAAAUAUGUCAUAUAAUUUAAAAAAAUAUUAAAAAUGAUUAAUAAUUAAAAGUUGAUUACAUUGCACAACUUUUAUUACCAUUCAUAAAUAUGUGCAAUUAUUAUUUUGAGAUUCAUGAUAAUUAUAAUUGUUUAAUUAUUAUAUUGCUUAUUUUCAUACUUUAUUAUACUUGUUUCAUACAAUAUGUAAUUUUCUAAAGUUUAUAUUUAUAUUUAUAUUAAUGAUUAUUGGGAAUCAUAAUUAAUUUAAUCACUUCAUAAUGUAUUCAAUGUAUUUUAUAAAUUACAAGAAAAAUGAAAAAUGUUAUUUUCAAAUAUUUAAUACAUAUAAAAUAUAUUCUUAAUUAAUGAACCAAUAAAAUCUAUAUUGCAUAUAUAAUAAUAACAUAUGUAAAUGUUAAUAAAUGUUAUACAUAACUUGAAUAAAUUGUAAAUUGAGUUUUUAUUAAA
This is a messenger RNA of Apis cerana (Asiatic honeybee), 4652 nucleotides long. RefSeq names its product transmembrane protein 62. Gene Ontology annotation, molecular function: hydrolase activity. NCBI's taxonomy places the organism in Eukaryota, Metazoa, Arthropoda, Insecta, Hymenoptera, Apidae. The record is from RefSeq and is a predicted model, not a curated record.